Molecule: messenger RNA, 2079 nt
Organism: Stylonychia lemnae
Lineage: Eukaryota; Ciliophora; Spirotrichea; Sporadotrichida; Oxytrichidae
Source: the annotation of a GenBank genome assembly
AUGUUAGGAUGUGUGAUCAGAGAAGAUACAAGUCUGGUUCUUUGUACCAUUGAAAAGGCUAAUUAACUCAUAAAUAGACUUAUUGAACAAAAUUCUUUAGACUAGAUAAAAACACUGGUGAUUGAUGAGCUUCAUAUGAUUGGUGAUCCUUCUAGAGGAUUCUUACUCGAAUUAAUGCUUUCGAAAAUAUAGUAUAUUAAUGAGCACAUUAGUGUUGAUAAUAAGAUAUAAAUAAUUGCUAUGAGUGCUACUUUCCCUAAUUUAAAAGAUAUUGCUGACUGGCUUAAUGCAAGACUAUACAUUACUAAUUUCAGACCAGUUGAAGUAAAAGAAUAUAUAAAAUUUGGUAAUGAUAUAUUGAGUCCUGAUUGUACUUAAGUGAUCAGAAAGAUUACUUUAAAUAAUUAAACUAGUCAAGUGAGAUUUGAUAGAUUAGGCUUAUUUCAACUUAUAUCAGAAACUAUCAAUGAUAAGGGUUCUGUUUUGGUAUUUUGUCCAUCUAAAGACAGAUGUGAAGAAUAUUGUUAAAUGAUGAUGAAUCAUGUUUAAACUCUGUUAGAAUAGCUGGGCUAGAGAUUGAAUUUUGAUUAAAUAAAAGAGUAUAUACCAGAAUAAUACAGAGAAGAAGUUCAUCCUUUGUUUAUUAAACUUAUGGAAAAAGGAGCUGCGUAUCAUCAUAGUGGGCUUACAAUGGAGGAGAGAGAGUGUGUUGAAUUAUUUUUCAAAUAAGGUAUUGUUAAAGUUAUAUUUUGCACAUCUACAUUGGCAGCUGGUGUUAAUUUACCGGCUAAAAGAGUUAUAAUUACAAGUAUGAAGCAAGGAAUGUCUGAUUUGACAAAUAUCUAGUACAAAUAGAUGAUAGGUAGAGCUGGGAGAUAUGGUUAUGAUACUGAGGCUGAUUCUAUUUUAGUAGUUUAGAAUGCAAAUGAAAAGAAAAAGGCAAUGGAAUUAUUAAACAGAAAACUUGAAAGGAUUGAUUCAUGUCUUGAUUAAGAAGGCAAAGGACUUUCAAGAAUAAUUCUUGAAGCAGUAGGGACUAAGAUUGUGUAAAACUCAACAAUGAUGAAACAAUUUCUGAAAAGUACUCUGCUAUUUAACUAGUAUGCCUCUUAAAAAAUGAUUUUAUGGAAUGAGCUACAUAUACUAUACUAAAUGACACCUGUAUCAGGAAUAACUUUUAGAGUCUAGUGGGAUCUCUAUCACAGAAUAUUUAGAAACUUAACUCCGAAUGAGCUAUAGAUAUGCCAAUAAAUAGGAAUUAAAGAAGACUUCAUUGUAAUGUUCGGCAUGCCAGGGGGUUAAAGAAAUUAAGGGUUUAGUCGAGAUGUUAUAUUUAAUUCUUAAAAUCCAAUAAAAGAAGAUAUUGGGCUAGCAAGCUCUAUAACAGAUUUUAAGGCUUUUGCAGAAGUAAAUAAAGAACUGAUUACCAAGAUGAGGCAUGUUAGAUUUUACACGACCUUACUAUUAAAAGAUCUACUCAGUGAUGAAAAAUAGGAAGAUGUUCAGUAAUUUUAUAAAAUAACUCAAGGAGAACUUCAAGCUUUCUAAUAGAAAUGCAGUGCAUUCAGUUCUAUGGUGGUUACCUUUUGCCAUGAACUUAAAUGGUGGAACAUGUGGAAUAUUCUUAACCAAUACAUGGAUAGAAUUAACUUUGUAAUUCAAGAGGAGUUAGAGGAAUUACUUUAAGUAAAAUAAUUUUUUGAGAAAUGUAUAUAGAUUAAAAAUGUGAUUGAUGUACCAAAAGCAAGAGCUAUUUAUGAAGCUGGAUUUACAAGUACAUAUCAUAUUUCUAAAGCAAGACCUGCUGACAUCAUGAAGGCUCUCCAGAAAACAUUAGUGAUCUAGAGAUAAUAUUCAUCUAAUAUUGAGGAAAUGUUUAAAGUGGGAACUACAGAGCAUUCUAGUGCUACAAUUACCAAAGCUGAGGAAAUUAUUGAAGCUGCAAAGAGUAUUUAAAGGAAGAAAAAUCUUAAAAAAGCAAGAGAAAUACUUAAGAAAAAAUAGGAAUGGCUUAAGCAACAAAAAUAAGCAGAAUAAUUGAAUGCUUCAAAACAAUAAUAAUAAUAUGAAAUGAUUUGA